GCAUGGAUCACAUCGCUGUAUCCCACAUAUGCAAGUUAACAAUAAGAAGAGAGGGCUAGAAGGUGGAACUCAUCAUUUUUUUGUCCAAAAGAACAAUUCAAACUCUAGGGACUUGACUAGGCAUAUGGAGACCUUGGAUCAGAUGCUUGUGUCUAGUUGGUACAAUGUUCAUUCCUCGGUGCCCCCAUCCUUUGUGCAAUUACCAGAAAACAGGCCUGGCAGGGUGGUUAGUUCUUUGCAUAAGGCAAUACCGGUGAUUGAUUUUGGAGGACAUGACCUUGGUGAUACCACAAAACAAGUUUUGGAAGCCUCCGAGGAAUAUGGCUUUUUCCAGGUUAUCAACCAUGGAGUUUCCAAGGAUUUAAUGGACGAAACAAUGAACAUUUUUAAAGAAUUCCAUGCCAUGCCUCCCAAAGAGAAGGUAAAUGAAUGCUCCAAGGACCCAAAUGGAAGCUGCAAGCUUUAUACAAGUAGUGAGAAUUACAAGAAAGAUGCGAUUCAUUAUUGGAAGGACUCACUAACACAUCCUUGUCCUCCUUCUGGGGAAUACAUGGAGUAUUGGCCACAAAAACCAUCCAAAUACCGAGAUGUUGUUGGAAAAUACACAAGAGAAUUGAAGAAACUAGCCCUUAAAAUUUUGGAGCUGCUUUGUGAAGGGUUAGGGCUAAACCUAGGAUAUUUCUGUGGUGGACUAAGUGAAAAUCCAUCAGUGUUGGUUCAUCACUACCCUCCUUGCCCUGACCCAAGUUUAACACUAGGCUUAGCUAAGCACAGGGACCCUACCAUUAUCACCAUUUUGCUUCAAGAUAAGGAGGUUCAAGGACUUCAAGUCCUGAAGGAUGGAGAAUGGAUUGGAGUUGAGCCUAUUCCCAACGCUUUUGUGGUUAACAUUGGUCUACUCUUGCAGAUCAUAACUAAUGGAAGGCUUGUUGGUGCUGAACACCGAGCUGUGACGAAUUCGAGCAGUGCACGCACAAGUGUUGCCUAUUUCGUCUAUCCAUCAUUUGAAAGCAUCAUAGAACCUGCACAAGCUUUGAUCAAUGAAAGCACUCCAGCAAUAUACAAAUCCAUGACAUUCGGAGAGUUUCGUAGAAAUUUCUUUCAAAAGGGUCCCAAGAUUGAAGAAGAACUGCAAUAGCUGAAAUAGUGCGUACACAUAUGAUGUGUUCACUGUUCAAUGAAGCAUGUUGUCGAUUAUGACUUUGAAAAGUUUCUCCAGACAAAAGACUAAAGAAUUCAAUUAAUGGUGUAUAUGUAGUUUUAUUUUUAUAUAAUCCCUCUCAUGCGUAGGUUCUUUGUUUCACAAUUAAUGUCUUAUACUUAAAUAUGUAUCUUUUAAAAUGAUUAUUACAUAAGUAAACAAUCUA
This is a messenger RNA of Glycine soja, 1367 nucleotides long. RefSeq names its product hyoscyamine 6-dioxygenase-like. The record is from RefSeq and is a predicted model, not a curated record. The coding region runs from base 29 to 1138 and encodes 369 amino acids. The transcript has 4 exons. Lineage: Eukaryota; Viridiplantae; Streptophyta; Magnoliopsida; Fabales; Fabaceae.